UUGGGACUCAAGGGUUUUUCAUUUUUUUUCCUACUACGUUGUAGAAUAAUGAUGACAUCAAAACAAUGAAAUGACACAUGGAAUCAUGUAUUAACCAUUGUAGGAUACUCCCGAAGACUAGGGUACAGUGUGUCUGUAUCUUGCAUCCUGGUCCAUGAAGCUGUUACUUUGGAAGAUGUGGGAGCUGCACCAGAACCUGGCAGAUGGAGCCUGUUAUAGGCAUAUUAUUUGUGGAAACCUGGAAUAAGAAUGUUAACAUGACUUCAUAUUACUCAAUUGACAAUGCUUCUAAUGUCCUGGGGUAUACAGUGGGGCAAAAAAUUAUUUAGUCAGCCACCAAUUGUGCCAAGUUCUCACACUUAAAAAGAUGAGGCCUGUAAUUUUCAUCAUAGGUACACUUCAACUAUGACAGACAAAAUGAGAAAAAAAAAAUCCAGAAAAUCACAUUGUAGGAUUAAAAAAAAACUAUUUGCAAAUUAUAGUGGAAAGUAAGUAUUUGGUCAAUAACAAAAGUUUAUCUCAAUACUUUUAUGUACUCUUUGUUUGCAAUGACAGAGGUCAAAUGUUUUCUGUAAGUCUUCACAAGGUUUUCACACACUUGCUGGUAUUUUGGCCUAUUCCUCCAUGCACAUCUCUAGAGCAGUGAUGUUUUGGGGCUGUUGCUGGGCAACACGGGCUUUCAACUCCCUCCAAAGAUUUUCUAUGGGGUUGAGAUCUGGAGACUGGCUAGGCCACUCCAGGACCUUGAAAUGCUUCUUACGAAGCCACUCCUUCGUUGCCUGGGCGGUGUGUUUGGGAUCAUUGUCAUGCUGAAAGACCCAGCCACGUUUCAUCUUCAAUGCCCUUGCUGAUGGAAGGAGGUUUUUGCUCAAAAUCCCACGAUACAUGGCCCCAUUCAUUCUUUCCUUUACACGGAUCAGUCGUCCUGGUCCCUUUGCAGAAAAACAGCCCCAAAGCAUGAUGUUUCCACCCCCAUGCUUCACAGUAGGUAUGAUGUUCUUUGGAUGCAACUCAGCAUUCUUUGUCCUCCAAACACAACGUGUUGAGUUUUUACCAAAAAGUUAUAUUUUGGUUUCAUCUGACCAUAUGACAUUCUCCCAAUCUUCUUCUGGAUCAUCCAAAUGCUCUCUAGCAAACUUCAGACGGGCCUGGACAUGUACUGGCUUAAGCAGGGGGACACGUCUGGCACUGCAGGAUUUGAGUCCCUGGCGACGUAUUGUGUUACUGAUGGUAGGCUUUGUUACUUUGGUCCCAGCUCUCUGCAGGUCAUUCACUCGGUCCCCCCUGUGUGGUUCUGGGAUUUUUGCUCACCGUUCUUGUGAUCAUUUUGACCCCACGGGGUGAGAUCUUGCGUGGAGCCCCAGAUCGAGGGAAAUUAUCAGUGGUCUUGUAUGUCUUCCAUUUCCUAAUAAUUGCUCCCACAGUUGAUUUCUUCAAACCAAGCUGAUUACCUAUUGCAGGUUCAGUCUUCCCAGCCUGGUGCAGGUCUACAAUUUUGUUUCUGGUGUCCUUUGACAGCUCUUUGGUCUUGGCCAUAGUGGAGUUUGGAGUGUGACUGAGGUUGUGGACAGGUGUCUUUUAUACUUGAUGUUCCUCAUCUUCCUCGACGUCACUGCCUAAUAAAAUCAAGCAGAAUAGAAAAUUCUAAUUUUAAAUUCUGAUCUGAUUUGCACUCCAUGACUGUUUUAAAGUCAAACAACAAUCAUUGCAUAACCAAUAUUUCAUAUAUCUGCAAGCAAAACUAUGGUUCAAUCAGUGUGCACUUUCACACUUUCACUUGCCAUAACUGAGAUGCUGUUCCACUUCUUUAUCCUCUACACUCUUUUCAUCUUCGCUUUCGUGGUCUGCAGGGCAGCUGAGAGUUGACAACAAUCUCUGAUAUGUCGACCUUUCUAUGGUUCGUCGUUCUCGUCAAUAUCAGCUCUGGACUGUACCAGGCUGUCUGGCUGUAGCAAAGAGAAAACAUAAAACACAAGGUAGCUAGGAAACUAGCUAGCUAACUAAUUGUAAGUCAGAUAAGUAGCUAGCUAGUAGACUUACCAGAUCCAAUAUAUUUGUGUUUUCUCUGCCUUUUCUGUGAUUAGAAUAAAUAAUUUAAAACAUUUGAUUUAUAUUACAUGCAGUGUCACGGGAGUAACAUGAUGUAUAGCCAGCUAUAGAUCCACACGGUGGAGGUGUCAUAAUACUCUUAAAACCUAGCGGUCAAACAGUGAAAAGGGCCUCCUGAGUGCCGCAGCGAUCUAAGGCACUGCAUCACAUUGCUUGAGGCAUCACUACAGGCUGAGGUUCCAUGCUAUGUCAUAGCCGGCCUUGACCAGGAGACCCAUGAGGUGGCGCACAUUUGGCCCAGCGGGGUCCAGGUUAGAGGAGGGUUUGUCCCAUCGUGCUCUAGCGUCUCUUUGUGGCGGGCUGGGUGCCUGCAAGCUGACUUCGUUCACCAGCUAGACUGUGUUUUGCCUGACACAUUCGUGCGGCUGGCUUCCAGAUUAAGUGAGCAGUGUGUCAAGAAGCAAUGUGCCUUGGUAGGGUCAUGUUUCAGAGGAUGCAUGGCUCUCGACCUUCGCCUCUCCCGAAGUUUGUAGGGGAGUUGCAGCGAUUGGACAAGGCUGUAACUACCAGUUGGAUAUCAUGAAAAAGGGGUAAAAGUACAAAAACAACAUCAGGGAAAAGGUUCCAAUUGUUUUUCCACCAUUAAUUUCCCAUAGGGGCUUUUAAAAACACUUAUUAUAUGGGCUGUGUUUUGUGUAGGCUUACCCUGGUGUGUCGGUUUGAUAACCAUGUAAAUCUCAAUUGGACAAGGUGACUUUUAUCAAUAUAUUCUGCUCUAUUUACUCUCAGAUUCAAAAAUGCUAAUUAGCAUCAAAGUAGGGGUACUAAGCUAACAUAUGGAAUUGUUUUCAGAUGGUCAUACCAUGGAUCAUUUAGCUAUUUGAUUUAGAAUUUUAGGACCCCUUUAGGUAUUAUUUUUUGAAUAAACAUAUUGUUUGUAGAAUGAGCAGCGAUGCUCCUCUGGGUGUAAACUCUAUGGAUUUGAAAAAUAGAAGUGCUCAGUAGAAUGGAACCCCCUUUUACUGCGACACAACAUACAGAAGGAAAUUGUGUAUGGUGCAAUAUGUAUGUCCAAUUUUUAAAACAUCCUGAACAUCAUGCAAUACGAAUGGGCUAAUUAACAAAGGGAUUUAAAAGUGUUUUCUAAUGUUGAUUAUUCUAAUUAUAUUAUUAAUAUUGUUAUUACUAUUAUUAUUAACAGUAGAUAAAUAAUGUUUUGUUAUUUGUAUUACUGCUGUUACCAUGAUAACUAUCUAGUAUUCCUUACUUUUAAUGCUGUUAACAAUAAUGUCAAUGCUAUAAUAUUAUUUGUAAAGUCGAUUAACUGUUUUCCUUUUUCCAUAUUGUUAAACAAAAUUAAUUUGCAAAAUACAUUUGCUCACAAAAAUGUUAUGAAUUGUCGACCAUUGUAUAAUUUUUUACCAUCUUCAUUGCGAGACUUUUAUUUUGAAGUGAAAUCUCUGUGGUCACGACCUUAUUCCUUCUACGUCUGACUUAUUCUUGCUGGAGACACAGGUAGACACGUGUGUUUGGGUUUUCCCGCAGGACAAUAGGGUCACUUUUGGUAUUCAAAUUAGAGAUAAUCCACAAUAAAUAUUUGACAAAAACGUAUAUUACACUAGAUUCUAUUACCAAACUCUGUGCUCGUACGUUGGCUGUAGUUGGUUCACCCAGACAGACUGUGUGAUUUUAUGUCGAUGACAGCAAAGUUUUAGUUGGGAAAUAUUUUAUCAAGGCCGUGAGGAAAGAUUCCGCUCUUCCCUUUUUUAACGGAACCUGCUCUUGCUACAAUAAAGGGAUGCUCCUAUACAACAGCCGCAUGCUUGAUAACAUUAUAAUAGGUCCUCAAAGUUGCUGAAGCUUUCAUCUGAUGAGAGAUUGUGGAGGUAUGACACUGGGCACAAGAACUGGUGGGUUGUUGAUCUGCAGUGACCUCUCAACUAUGGUUGCCUAUUUGGUCAUAUUUGACCAAUCAAUUAAUUAAUUAUGCAUCAUGGGGAUAUCAGUUUACUGUUUGCCUGUUUUAACUGUUACCAUGGCAGAACUUCAUUUAUUAUUAACCAUUUUGGUGUCUAGGUUUCUUACUUAGACCAUUUUGGACUUAGAUUUUACAUGUCAAUGAAAAUUAACAAUAGCAGAAGGGUAUGGCUUAAUCUUACAAGAAUGCAUCUUACUUCACUGAAAGAGAGAUGUUGACCAUGUAAAACAUGUAAAACACCCUCUUGCGUUCUAAUGGAGGGCACAACCUCAAGACAAGACAAAGAAAAGGCUCAGAGAACUGUAAGGUUUCGGGUGGCAUCUGCAAAUAGUGGUCGCAUUUUAACUGAGGUUUUCAAGGAUGACACAUUGACAUUGUGUGGCUCAGUGACAGACUCGGUUGACUCGGACUGCACCAGCAACUCGGAGAGCGAGCAGGUGAGCUCCCCACCAACCAGUGAGGCAAAUGGGCAUCUGUGUGGGCUGGUGGGCACAGCGCCGGAUGAUUGCGGGAGUGAUCCGGAUGACCUGCUUAUGUACGCUAGCACCAAAAAGGGGCUGCUCUUUAGCAACAAGCGCAUUAAUAUCUGCAGCAAGAAUGGGACUGUACGUGGUGUGAAGAACAAAGUCAGUGCAGGUCAAGCGCUGUUCAACAACCUUUCCAACCUCUCCAACGUGUAUACAGGUAACCUGCGUGGCAGCCGACCUCAUCUGAAAAAAAUACCAUGGGAAAAAGAUGAUGGGAACUGAGACUGGGUCUACUGACUCUGCUGGCUAUUAUAACACACAACCUUUGGUCUUCAAGAUUUGUGUUUAUGUAUUUAC
Molecule: messenger RNA, 4851 nt
Organism: Oncorhynchus keta (chum salmon)
Lineage: Eukaryota; Metazoa; Chordata; Actinopteri; Salmoniformes; Salmonidae
Gene: grxcr1b
Product: glutaredoxin and cysteine rich domain containing 1 b
Exons: 2
Coding region: 4282-4776 (164 amino acids)
Biological process (GO): sensory perception of sound
Source: RefSeq, a predicted model, not a curated record